AUGGGCAAAUCCAUUUGUCGUAUAAUCUUAAAUGUCGGUGGUGUCAAGCAUGAAACAACACGUGAUACACUUUUAAUUUUUCCAGAUUCUUUACUUGGUACUAUGUUCAAAGAAGAAAAUUUACAAAUGUGCAAAUUGGAAAAUGGAAAUGAAGUUUUCCUUGAUCGGAAUGGACAUGCCUUUCAUUAUAUUCUAGAAUUUUAUCGUACAAGAAAACUUCUUUGGAGUGAUCACUUACAUUAUAUUACGAAAGAAGAAAUCGAAUCUGAAAUUGAUUUUUUCCAGUUACCAAUUGAGUUACCAUUACCUCCCCCUGUUGUUGAAAAGCCUGACUCACGUAUAGAAGCGUUGAAUGAACUCAUCGGAGUAUUUGAAUCUCUUAUUUCAACAGCAAAAGGAAUUUAUAUUCAUAAAUUAGACUUAACAUUUCCUUGUUAUGACAAAGAUGGGUUCUUUAUGGAACCAAGGAUUAAAAGGCUAGUUGAUAUAGUACAGCAAUUUUCUGAUUCUGCGUUUCAUUUAUUGCACAAAUUUGGUGAAAGGAUUGGUUCUUAUCUUAAAGAAAAUGAUAACGAAUUAAAAUGGGAAUUAAGUAUUAAUGAUUUGGGUUGGCAUAAUGCUAAAUGUAUCAUUAAUAUUGAAAUUGAUGCUCAAUAUGACGAAUCUCUCAUUAUAGACAAUUCGAUUAUUGGAAGGAAAAUAUAUUUAUCGUAA
Funneliformis geosporum is the source of this 714-nucleotide messenger RNA. NCBI's taxonomy places the organism in Eukaryota, Fungi, Glomeromycota, Glomeromycetes, Glomerales, Glomeraceae. The record is from the annotation of a GenBank genome assembly.